AUGAAUGUGUGGGGGUAUGGGAGGAAUAAAGUUUCAAAAGAGCACUUUUACUGGGCCGGGGUUCUUGCAGGUGGUGAAGGCAUGUUUAGUAAGUGCAAUAGUGAGGAAAUGGCUCUUUUUGUAGGGUUGGCCAGACGUAUCUGGUUGAGACAGAACGAUAUCCUUCACGAGGGUACCUUCUCUCACCCACAAGCGAUCUCGUUACAAGUGAAACAGGCCGUGGAAGAUUUUAAGAAAGCUCAGAUGGAGGGGGACGACGAUAUGUUGGUCAGGGAGCAUCAACGGUCGAAUUAUUGGAUGGCUCCUAGUCUGGGCUGGUUCAAAGCUAAUUGGGACGCAUCGUUCGAUAACAAGGCUAGUCGUAUGGGACUGGGUGUGGUGAUAAUUUGUGACCAAAAUGGAGGUUUAUUUGCAGCUCGGUGUGGGGUCCGGAUGGGGAGUCUUUCUCCGGCAAGAGCUGAAACCAUGGCUGCUUUACUGGCAAUUCGGCAGUGUAAGGAAUUGGGUCUCACCCAUGUUCAUGUGGAGGGAGAUGCAAAAAGUAUUAUUGAUGCUGUCAAUUGUGAGCUAGCAAAAUAG
Messenger RNA from Corylus avellana, 579 nucleotides. The record is from RefSeq and is a predicted model, not a curated record. Lineage: Eukaryota; Viridiplantae; Streptophyta; Magnoliopsida; Fagales; Betulaceae.